AUGGAAGAACUAAGCAUAAGUAAACAUACAAUAGUUGAUUGGGCUAAUUUUUGUCGUGAGGUUACUUUUGAUCACAUGAUUUUAAAAAAAACUAAAAUCGGAGGUGAGUCCGUUGAAGUUGAAAUUGACGAAAGUAAAUUUGGCAAGCGCAAAUACCACAGAGGUCAUCAUGUGGAAGGCCAGUGGAUAUUUGGUGGUAUUGAACGGGGUACUAAUCGAUGUUUUUUAGUUCCCGUUGAAAAAAGGGAUAAGGAAACGUUACUUCAAAUUAUUAAAGAUUGGAUUCUACCAAAUACUACGAUAAUUUCUGAUUGCUGGAAAGCAUAUGAUUGUUUGAAUGAUGAAGGUUAUAAGCACUUUAAAGUUAACCACAGCAUUAACUUUAAAGAUCCAGAUACCAAUCAGCACACAAACACGAUCGAAGGACUAUGGCGACAUGCGAAAUAUUCACUUCCCCAAUAUCAUAAAAAAAAAACCUUUAUAGCCGGAUAUCUUUCUAAGUUCAUGUUUUUAAAACAAUGUAAGGCUUUAAAUGUCGAUCCAUUCACCGAGUUUUUAAGAAUUGCAGGUAGUCUUUACAAUCCAAUUACGGCCGCAUACGUUGAUAAUGACGAUAAUGAGGGUAAUGAUGAUAAUGAGGGUGAUGACGAUAAAUGA
Macrosiphum euphorbiae (potato aphid) is the source of this 657-nucleotide messenger RNA. Lineage: Eukaryota; Metazoa; Arthropoda; Insecta; Hemiptera; Aphididae. The record is from the annotation of a GenBank genome assembly.